Messenger RNA from Zonotrichia leucophrys gambelii, 3244 nucleotides. It is a transcript of the gene MTHFR, whose product is annotated as methylenetetrahydrofolate reductase. Gene Ontology annotation, molecular function: FAD binding; methylenetetrahydrofolate reductase [NAD(P)H] activity. The record is from RefSeq and is a predicted model, not a curated record. NCBI's taxonomy places the organism in Eukaryota, Metazoa, Chordata, Aves, Passeriformes, Passerellidae. Gene Ontology annotation, cellular component: cytosol. Gene Ontology annotation, biological process: tetrahydrofolate interconversion. The transcript has 12 exons. The coding region runs from base 514 to 2469 and encodes 651 amino acids.
GGCCCGGGAGCGGGAAUUCCAUCGCUGCCCCACUGCCCGGGGCUCCCCUCGGCCCGUGUGGCUGCUCCGGCCGGGCCGUGCUGCUGGCGGGGUGAGCUGAGGUGAAGGGGCGAUCGGGCUGCAGUGACCUGCCUGACUCCGACCCCUUCCCCGGCGCUCGGGAUCGCAGAUGCUGCUCCUGCCCUCCUUCCCCAGCUGCCGGGUUCCCUCCGGUCUUUCCCCCUUGGCUGUCCCUUGGCCCCUCAGCUGUUCGGGGGGUGGACGCAGCCCCGGGCCCCUCGGUGCCCGCCUGGCCUCAGCCUGAUGCCGUGGCCCUGGAGCAGCGCCGUGCAGCGUGUGCACCUGUGAGAAAAACGCAUCUGCUGCUGCCGAGUUCAGUCUGAAGGGAAAAACUGAGCUUAGGGGAAUGCAGACUGCACACUCUGUGUGUAUCGGUGUCAGCUCAGGGCUGGAAGGAGUUGGAAUACCACUAACAUCAUAAAAACACAGCAGGUACAUCCAUGAGCUCCCACCAUGGUUAAUGAGAGCCAGCAGAGCUGCAGCGGCAGCUCCAGCUCCAGGUCGGAUGGCGGCAGCAGCAGCGGCAGCGAGGGCUCCAAGGACAGCUCGCGCUGCUCCACGCCCGUGCUGGACGCCGAGCGGCACGAGCGGCUGCGGGACAAGAUGCGCCGCCGGCAGGACGCUGGCGACAAGUGGUUCUCCCUCGAGUUCUUCCCUCCACGCACGGCCAAUGCUGCUGUCAAUCUCAUCUCCAGGUUUGACCACAUGGGAGCAGGUGGUCCCCUCUUCAUUGACGUGACGUGGCACCCUGCAGGGGACCCAGGAUCUGACAAGGAGACCUCUUCCAUGAUUAUUGCUUACACUGCAGUGAACUACUGUGGCCUGGAGACCAUCCUGCACAUGACCUGCUGCAACCAGAGCAAGGAUGACAUCACAGGGCACCUGCAGAAGGCCAAGAGGCUCGGGCUGAAGAACAUCAUGGCCCUGCGUGGAGAUCCUGCUGGUGAGGAAUGGGAGGAAGAAGUAGAUGGUUUCAACUAUGCUGUUGAUCUGGUUAAGCACAUUCGCAAUGAAUUUGAUGAUUACUUCGACAUCUGUGUGGCAGGCUACCCCAAGGGUCAUCCUGAAGCAGAGAGCUAUGAGGCAGACCUGAAGCACCUGAAGGAGAAAGUCUAUGCAGGAGCAGAUUUCAUCAUUACACAGCUUUUCUUCCGACCAGAAACCUUUCUCAAGUUCAUGAAGGAUUGUCAAGCCAUUGGCAUUACCUGCCCCAUUAUUCCUGGCAUCUUCCCUAUACAGGGCUACCACUCCCUGCGCCAGCUGGUGAAGCUCUCCAAGCUGGAAGUGCCCCAGGAAAUCAAAGAUGUGAUUGAGCCCAUCAAGGACAACGACGCAGCCAUCAGGAACUACGGGGUGGAGCUGGCAGUGUCCAUGUGCCGGGAGCUGCUGGACAGUGGGAUGGUGCACGGGCUCCACUUCUACACCCUCAACCGCGAGGUGGCCACCACCGAGGUGCUGAAGCGCCUGGGCAUUUGGAACGAGGACCCCAGGCGGCCUCUGCCCUGGGCAGUCAGUGCCCACCCCAAGAGGAGAGUGGAGGAUGUCAGGCCAAUCUUCUGGGCCUCCAGGCCAAAGAGCUACAUCUACAGAACCCAGGAGUGGGAUGACUUCCCCAAUGGCCGAUGGGGUAACUCCUCCUCUCCAGCUUUUGGGGAACUGAAGGACUAUUACCUCUUCUAUCUGAAGAGCAAGUCUCCCCGUGAGGAGCUCCUGAAGAUGUGGGGAGAAGAACUGACUAGUGAGGAAAGUGUCUUUGAGGUGUUCACAUGUUACAUCACUGGAGAGCCCAACAAGAAUGGGUACAAGGUCACAUGUAUGCCUUGGAAUGAUGACCCUCUUGCUACUGAAACCAACCUCCUGAAGGACCAGCUGGAGAAGGUCAACAGACGGGGAAUCCUGACCAUCAACUCCCAGCCAAACAUCAAUGGCAAACCAUCCACAGACCCCAUUGUGGGCUGGGGGCCCAGUGGAGGUUAUGUUUUCCAAAAGGCAUACCUAGAGUUCUUCACCUCCAGUGAAAUUGUCAGGGCACUGCUCAAAGUGCUGAGGAAGUAUGAGUUGAGAGUGAACUACCAUAUUGUCAAUGUCAAGGGUGAGAAUAUCACCAAUGCUCCAGAUCUGCAACCCAAUGCUGUCACCUGGGGCAUCUUCCCAGGCAGGGAGAUCAUCCAGCCCACUGUAGUGGAUCCUGUGAGCUUCCUCUCCUGGAAGGAUGAGGCCUUUGCACUGUGGAUCGAGCAGUGGGCCAAGCUCUAUGAAGAGGAGUCUCCCUCCCGCAUGAUCAUCCAGUACAUCCAUGACAAUUAUUACUUGGUCAACCUGGUGGACAAUGACUUCCCACUAGAAAACUGCCUCUGGCAGGUCGUGGAGGAUACCUUUGAGCUGUUGAACUCUCCAACUCAGCAGUGAAAAUUCUUCUCCUAAUCUCCUACUUCCUCCUCCCAUCCACUGACCUGGGGAAUGCAGCAGCUGCUGUGCUGACAAUGAACACACUCCCACACCGUGAGCAGGGUGGUGCUCCCAUCUACCCUCACUUUGUGCUCCUCUGUCCCCACACCAAGGCUGCCUGAGCCAUUCUCACUGAACACUAGCCAGAACUGCCUGAACCUCUGAGCCCAAAGGCCGGGGUCUGCAGGAUGAAGAGCUGCUAAUCAUGGUUAAGCUAAUUAGAGUAACUGAAGAACACCAGAUUCUGGUAACUUUCCCCUCUGGUAACUUGCCUGUGCCAGAAGUGCUGGCAGGGGAACAGAAACACUCCUGUCAGCUGUACCUGUGCAAGGGGAUUAUAUCAACACUUACCAGCCUGGAAAAGAAGGUCAAAUUGCUUUUAUAUUGCACUCUUAAAAUAUAUUUCACAGUUGAUCAUCAGGCACUUUUGCACUCACUCCAGAAGAAGGUUCAAAUUUUCUUCCUAACUUUUCUCUUUGUAUUGUAUUUCCUGUUUUCUUUUUAAUACAACUAUGGGAAUUUCCAUUUGGAUAAGACUAAGUAGGAAUCAUACUAUUUCCUAGAUUACAUACAAUAAAAUACAUGCAUACAAAUGUCUCUUUUAUUAGGUUGUAUUCUAUAGCAGAGACUCAUGUUGUUUGCUUAUUAAUCACCUGGCAUAGGGGAAAGUUUUAAGAAAAUUCAAUUGUUUCUGGGGCAGUUCUGCCUUCACUUUCAAUGCAUGUCCUGAGUGUGG